This is a messenger RNA of Aspergillus terreus NIH2624, 2268 nucleotides long. Its product is annotated as putative C6 transcription factor. Gene Ontology annotation, biological process: DNA-templated transcription; regulation of DNA-templated transcription. Bases 1 to 2268 code for a protein of 755 amino acids. Gene Ontology annotation, molecular function: DNA-binding transcription factor activity, RNA polymerase II-specific; zinc ion binding; DNA binding. Lineage: Eukaryota; Fungi; Ascomycota; Eurotiomycetes; Eurotiales; Aspergillaceae. The record is from RefSeq and is a predicted model, not a curated record. The transcript has 4 exons.
AUGGAAUAUGACCAGGAGAACGAUCUGUCGAAUAUUCCGCAACCCUUGGCUAUGUCUACACCCGAUUCAACACUACCGCGCAAACUCCCGAUUCCCCGAGCCUCGCGCGACCCCGACUCUGCUGUUGCUGUCGGUCAGCGUGUGAAGAGAGCAUGCGCAGCUUGCAAAGAAUCAAAAGCGAAAUGCAGCGGAGCUCAACCGUGCCAUCGCUGCGUCGGCUUGGAUCUGGUCUGUGAAUUUAACGAAGGGAAACGCCAGUUCCAAGCAAGAGUUCUGCGAGAGGCCCAGAGCAAAGUCGAUGCGUACGAACGGCUGUUGGGCCGUCUGAUGAAUACUGUGGAUGACGAUGAUCGAGGUCUUAUCAUGGCAACGCUCGGUGUAAACGACAGGAACGAAAGCCCACCUGCUAUUCCGUCGCCACAUUCAUUCGCCGUCGGCGCGGACUACAUCGAGGAGGACUAUAACCUGAACAGUCGACUGCGGGCUUUUGGCUUCGUUGGAGACAUAUCAGAAGUGUCGUGGAUGAAAAGCUUGAAACAGGCAAUUGAGGCGACGGCCUCUACGCGCUCGCCCAAACAGCCCUGCGUAACGAAGCCCGCCGUCAUGGAUUCAACUUCAGUAAGCUAUUUUCUGGAUGAUCAUGAACUUCUACUGCAAGGGAGUGUAGCCUUGUACGACCGGCCGCCACGAAGCGUUGCCGACAGACUUUUAAGUCUCUACUUCCACGCGGUGCAUCCGUCAUUUCCUAUCGUAGGAAAGAUUCCGUUUCUGAAGCAGUAUGCCCUCUACUACUCUACGCCAGAUAUUCAGCCCCCUAAUCGAUGGCUUGCCAUCCUGAACCUGACUUUCGCGCUUGGUGCCAAAUAUACCGAGAUGACUUCGCAAGCAUCAGCGACCGAUUCAGAAUCUCCAACGGAAUAUUUCUCCCGGGCAUACAGCUUAGGGUUUUCUCACCUGGCGGUUUUGGAUCAUCCCUCUCUUCAGCAGGUGCAAAUCGAGGGCCUUACUGCGUUUUUCCUCAUGACGAUCGGCCAUAUCAACAGGGCGUGGAGGAUAUGUGGACUGGCAAUCCGGUCUGCUCUGGCUAUGGGGCUUAACCGACGCAACGAGAGCCGCGAGACAACAAACGCGUCCAAGGAACUGCGCUACCGUGUUUGGUGGUCCGUAUAUACGGUCGAAAACACACUGUCGAUCAUGACCGGUCGUCCGGCAUGUGUCGCAGAGGAUUUCUGCACCACCCCAUUCCCCAUACCCUACGAUGAGGACCAGUUUCAGGGCCCGAUAGCCUCCCGUCUGCUGUCCCACUUCCGGUUCCGACAGGGCUUUAUGCACGACUUCGCUGCUAGAAAGCUGAGGGUAAGUCCCCUUCAGGUGUCUCCAGGACAGGGUUUCUCGUCCACUGACCAGGCUCCGCACACUACUAUCCUUCAUGUCCCGCCAAGCCAUUCCUUAUAUUUCUUUUACUUCGUGGAUAUCACGCAAGUCAUGCGACGAGCGACUGACCUGCUCUACGCCCAAAGAUCUCUCAAGCGUCCGUGGUUUCGAGUGCAGGAAGCGAUCACUGGGUUCGCUACUGAAGCCGAUGCAUGGUACCGAUGUCUUCCAGAUGACUUCAAGUUCAAAGCCGCGAGUUCUUCUAGGUUAUUUGAGCGGCAGAGAUGGAGCCUGGCCUUUCGAUUCUACAGCGUGCAGAUCACGAUCAGCCGGCCGUCGCUCUGUCGUUUCGACCGGCAACAGGCCUAUAACGGAUCGGCAUGGCCAGAUCAGACUAACGGUAUGAACAUAUGCGUCGCGGCCGCAUGCGACAUGCUAGCCCUAUUAGCGGACAUCCCAGAUGUUCUCUGGCUGAAUCGAGUAUCGCCGUGGUGGUGUGUCUUGCAUUAUCUUAUGCAAUCAAUUACAGUGUUAUUGAUUGAACUGGAUUCGUGUCUCCGAUUCGGACCACAACCAAUCGCCGUCCUUACCAGCUCUCUGAAUAAGGGAAUGUCCUGGCUCCGUGCUAUGGCUCAAGACGACACGGCGGCUCAAAGAGCCUGGAAUGUUUGCCACGAGCUCUAUUGCUCGAUUUCAGAGACUCGCGCUGGCCAGCUGGACUCGUCGCUUCGGGACCUAUCUGGAAUGUCUCCCGCAGAGAAGAACGGAGUGUCCUCGCAGGGUUUGGUAGUAGAUGCUUCUCUACCGGAUAAUGCCAUUGUUCAUCCUGAUCUGCGCACCAUGUACGAUGAGUUCAUCCCCCAUUAUUUGGAGCAACGGUUCGAUCAGCCAUGA